This is a messenger RNA of Trichosurus vulpecula (common brushtail), 1296 nucleotides long. RefSeq names its product transmembrane protease serine 11D-like. NCBI's taxonomy places the organism in Eukaryota, Metazoa, Chordata, Mammalia, Diprotodontia, Phalangeridae. Gene Ontology annotation, biological process: proteolysis. The coding region runs from base 1 to 1296 and encodes 431 amino acids. Gene Ontology annotation, molecular function: serine-type endopeptidase activity. The transcript is spliced from 10 exons. The record is from RefSeq and is a predicted model, not a curated record.
AUGGAUGAUGAUUUACUGGGAAUGGUGCAAAUAUUUGUGCUUGGGCCAGGACGGGUGGCAUCAGCCACCGGAUCACUGAAUCCAUUUGUAGUUGGCAUUCUUGUAGUGGCUGGAGUGGUGAUCCUGGGAGUGACUAUCGGUCUCCUUGUCCACUUUUUAGCAUUUGGUCAGAAAUCAUACCUUUAUCAAAGCGACCUUCAAAUCACAAAUGUAGAAUAUACAAGCCAGCUAGAUUCACCAACUUCAUCAGAAUACAGAGCUUUAAGUAGAACUAUUGAGAAUUUGAUGAAUGAAACCUUCAAAGCAUCGAAUUUAGCAAGACAAUUCAGGAGAGCUCAUGUUGUAAGAAUUCGGCCGGGUGAUCAAGGUGUGAUAGCAACUGUUCUCCUGAAGUUUCAGUUCAAGCGUAAUACCAAUGGGGCAUCAAGGAAGAGCAGGAUUGAGCAGAUUUUAAGUCAGCUGCACAAUAAUGCUGGAACUAUGACAAUUGAUGUUUCAUCUGGAAACGUUCAACCUAUUCCUCCUGAGACUGUACAAGAUAUUCUAAUCAGAGAAUGUGGGUCCAGCCCUGAACUGAUGACAUUGUCCUAUGAAAGAAUCAUAGCAGGAACAGAAGCGAGAGCUGGAGAUUGGCCUUGGCAAGCAAGCCUUCAGCUCAACAAUGCUCACCACUGUGGAGCUGUCCUAAUUAGUAACACAUGGCUCCUGACUGCUGCUCACUGCUUCAGAAGUGUCAGUGAUCCACGCCAAUGGAGUGUUACCUUUGGAUAUAUCCUAAGUUCUCCAGAAAAAAGAGUAAAUGUGAGGAGCAUUAUAAUACAUCCAAAUUAUAUAGCAGGAACUCAUGAAAACGACAUUGCACUUGUGGAGCUGAAUGGUGGAGUCACCUUUACCAGAAACAUCCAUAGAAUCUGUCUCCCUCAGGCCAAUCAGGACAUUCCUGUAGGAGCUAGUGCUUAUGUGACAGGGUGGGGAUCACUUCAGCCUGGUGGUAGUGGUGUAAAUGUUCUUCGGCAAGGUGAGGUCCAAAUCAUAAGCACUGAUGACUGUAAUGCGCCAGAGAGCUACAAUGGAGCUGUCACAUCUGGCAUGAUAUGUGCUGGAAAACCUGGAGGUGGCACUGAUGCUUGUCAGGGAGAUUCUGGUGGACCAUUAGCGAUGGCUGACUCAAGGCAGAUCUGGUCGGUUUGGGGAAUAGUGAGCUGGGGAUAUGAAUGUGGCCUGCCAAACAAACCUGGAGUCUAUACUUAUGUGCCCUACUAUCGUGACUGGAUAACUCAACAAACUGGACUCUAG